GUUUUUGAAAAGACGCGAAAAAUUAAAAGAAAAUCAAAACAAAUAUUUAUCUCGUGAAUUUUCCUUAAUUUAAGCACUAGAUAAGCAUUGGAUUCGAUGGGACCUGAUCCAGAAAAGUUAAUAAAUCGUGACAAUAGCUUUGACACAGGCGAUUAUGUGAUAAAUAAUCAAUUAGACGAUGAAAUGGAUAUUGAAGAAAAUCAAAUGAAUGAUGGAUAUUUUAUGCUAAAUGAUCAAGAUCAACAGCACAUUCCAGCAAACGACGAUGACUCAGACGAGUCGGAAGAUGAUGAAGAAAUGAACGAGUAUUCAUUCCCAGAAAAUAAUCAAGAAUCUCCAGUUAAUGCACCAAAUGUUCCUAUAAUAAGAAGCUCAUCAACUGAAUUAGUCACAGAUGUUUGGAAUAACAGCACAUCCAGUUCCAACAUAGAGAUCACGAAUGAGAAGUCAGAGCAAAUUACACAAAUUAUGAGUAAAAUCACACUUCCAAAUGCCCCAGCAUGGCUCAAUGAAAUAAAUCCAGAAAACAUUCUAGACCGAAUAAAGAACAAAAAUAAAGGAAACAGCUCAGAUGCAAAUAAGUAAUUUUAAGUGCUAAGACAAUAAAUAUGCUAUAAUUUAACCAUAUCGUGAUUUAAGGUUUAACGGCUUUUUAAGAUUUGAAUUUGUUUAAGAUUUAAUGUGCUUUGUCAGAGAUGAAAUUCUGCAAAUAAAUUUGAAAAUUUAACGGUUUUUAAAAGCUCAA
Messenger RNA from Chironomus riparius, 745 nucleotides. The record is from the annotation of a GenBank genome assembly. NCBI's taxonomy places the organism in Eukaryota, Metazoa, Arthropoda, Insecta, Diptera, Chironomidae.